UCUCUACACACUUGGAUGUACGGCUAGGUCCAUUUUACUUUUCUGUGUUGACAACGUUCAGAUGUUCCCGGGUGUUCUAAGAAUUUGAUGUAUAUCGGUUAUUGCAUCAUUUCGAGUUGAACAAUAAGUUUUAAUGCGUAGUUUCAAUUGAUAAAGUUAUUAAAAAAAAGAAAAUGAAGCAAAACGUAAAAUCAGAGUCUGAGUAUUUUACUCGUCGUAAAUACAUGAAUCAUAGGCCACUUGGUCUUGACAAAAAACCAAAGAUUUUUAUUAAAGAAUGUAAAGUGUUUUUGGGAAAUAAACACGAUUCUGUGGUUGCUGACUGCACGAAAAAAAUUUCAUUCCCACUAAAGAUAAAAUGUACGAAGGGCAAGAAAGGCACAUCUAAUUUUAAAGCUUUAUGCAAAGAUGAAAAAUUAAUCCAUUUGCAAGCAGUCAUAAAACUUGAAAGAUUAAUGGAAGACAAGAGGAAACAAUUAUUGAUCGAAGACUGCAGUGGAAAAAAAAACUCUGCAUCUCUGAAUUUCCGGUAUAAUUUAGAAACAACAACUAUUGUACAUGACGAGAUUCCUUCAAUUAUUACUUCAGAUCUGAAUAAUAAUUUACAACUAACAGAAAACAAAAAUACCAUCGAUGCUCAAACUACAGUGACAAAUGUGGAUGAACUAGUACUUGAUCCAACUGAUAAUUUGCAGAUGACAUUAGAUGAAAAUAUUUUUGAUACUCAAAAUACAGUUAUUGCUCCAAAUAAAUUUGUUCUGGAUACAACCGACAAUAUACAGAUGCCAGAAAAUAUAAAUACCUUGGCUCUUAGUACUUUAGAUACUCAAAAAACUGUAGUAGAUGCAAAUGAAUCACUUCCGGGUCUCUCUGAUGAACUACAGAUAAAUAAAAAUAAAAAUACCAUCGAUGCUCAAACUACAGUGACAAAUGUGGAUGAACUAGUACUUGAUCCAACUGAUAAUUUGCAGAUGACAUUAAAUGAAAAUAUUUUUGAUACUCAAAAUACAGUUAUUGCUCCAAAUAAAUUUGUUCUGGAUACAACCGACAAUAUACAGAUGCCAGAAAAUAUAAAUACCUUGGCUCUUAGUACUUUAGAUACUCAAAAAACUGUAGUAGAUGCAAAUGAAUCACUUCCGGGUCUCUCUGAUGAACUACAGAUAAAUAAAAAUAAAAAUACCAUCGAUGCUCAAACUGCUUUAAUUGAUGUAAAUGAUUUACUUCAGGAUUCAACUAAUAAUUUAAACAUAACAGAAAAUGAAAAUACUGCAGUUGCUCAGAACACUUCAGUUGAUAUAAUUGACUAUUCAUCGACUUAUAAACAAGAAGUUACUAUAUUUAAUAAUGAGACUCAAGCUUUCGAGAAAAUAGAUUUGAUAGUUAUCAAAAAUACCGAAAAUUAUAAUAACCAAAGUGUUACUGAAACUUGUGGGCUUACUUAUGAAAAUGAAGACAGUCAGAUAGAUCAUAUGAGAAAUUUAUAUGUAUCUAAUACAGAAUGUAGUUGGUCAAAUAUAGAAGAAUUAAAUAAUGUAGAUCUGGAGUAUGGUAAAGUUGAUGAGAAUUAUAAUGUACAAGAUGAAGUCAACAGCACUGAUUUGCAUAUUCCAAUAAAAAAAAUUACCAAUGAAAGACAACAUCCGAGUUCUCCCACGUCAUUAGCAAGCUUUCCAAAUGACAACGAUAAAGAACCGCCAGAAAAUACGGAAUGUGAUUAUGAAUCAGAUGCAGAUUCUCGUUGGUCAGAUAUCGAAGAAUUGAAUAAUUUAGAUCUUGUGAAUGACGAAGUCAGAGAUGAUUCUUGUAUAGAAGAUAUUGUUGGUAACAUUAAUUUGACAUUGGAUAAAUCUUGUCAUUGGCGUAAUUCAGAAGUAAACGAUGAAAAUCAAAUGACUACAGUUAUCGAUGAAAGACGAGAACUUAAUGUAACAAGCUCAUCAAUAGAUCCAAAUGAAACGCUAGAUCGUAGUUCAGUAAAUAAUAGUGCAGACGAGAGCUAUGUACCAAUCCCAGAUGAGUCAGCCUCAGAAAACGAAAUCAAUGAUGCAAAUAAUGCAUCAGAUUCUUUAUUGCCAUUACCUCAAGAUACAACUGAACUUGAAUUUGAACCUCAAUUUAAUGCUGGGGCCCCUGAUGUUGCUAAUAUGUUUGUUGUUCCUUCUGGAGUUAUGAAAAGAAAGUCUCAUUUUUGUUUCUAUUGUAAGACAUGGCAACGUGUGAUAAGUCGACACUUACAAGAUCUCCACCGUGAAGAAGAUCUAGUUAAAAGUAUUAUUAUAUUGCCAAAAGGACCUGAAAAAAAUCACAAAUUAGAGUUGUUAAGAUUGAAAGGCGAUAAUUUAUUCACUAGUUGUACACAAUAUAAUGACGGAGAAAAAAUGGUUGUCCGGCAGCCAAACUCAAAAAUGAAGAGAACUGCUGCCGAUUUUAAAACGUGUCAUGUCUGCUUAGGAGAGUAUGCUAGUAUUCAUCGUCAUAGACGAAGAUGUGUUGGUGGAACGUACUUUCGACAUAGAGCUAACCCGAUUUUGUCACGAGGAGCCGCUGGGCUUAUUCACGAAUCAGCUACUCCAUUAUUACGAAAGUUAUUCUCUGUAAUGCACGAUGAUGACGUUUCUCGAGUUAUACGAUACGAUGAUUUGCUUAUUUAUUUUGCAAAUUUACUAUGUGAUAAAUAUAGUAAACAACAGCAGCAUGAUAUGAUUCGUUCACGAUUACGAUUACUUGGAAAGCUAGUCAUAGAAAUGAAAGGAAUUGAAGGAAUUGGAAGCCAAAUUAUUGAUUUUUCCUCAAUCAUUAAUCCAAAAUUUUACAGUCAUCUUAUUGAAUCAAUUAAACGUCUUACUGGCUGUGAUGCAGAAAAUAAAACUUGUCGAGCACCAUCUGCAGCUAUCACUUAUGGUACUUAUCUUGGAAAAGUAACUAAUGCUUUUAGAAGUAAAUGUAUUGAAGACGAAAACCAUGAACCUCUGCAAAGAAUAAAGUAUUUUGAGUUUCUUCAUAAAUCAAAAUACCCUAUUUGUAUUAAUAAUUUAGCGUAUGAAGAGUUAACUAAGCGCAAAAGACACAAGCAAGUCGAACUUCCAAUAAUGGAUGACAUUAAAAUUUUCCGUGAACACCUGGAAAAUAAAUUCCAAUCUGCUUUAGUAAAAUUAAAAACUGAAUAUUCUUAUCUAUGUUGGAAAUCGCUGAGUGAAACGACACUUGUUUUAUUGCUAUUGUUCAAUCGUAAGAGACCGGGUGAGCUUGAAAGAGCUAGCAUUGAAGAUUACAGAAGCGCUAAAAAGUUUUCUGAGUCAAAUAAACAGGAAUAUGAAAAAUUAUCUGAAAAUGAUAAAAAAAUGGUUGAUAACUAUUUACGAUUUGAGCUGGGAGGAAAAUUAGAUCGUAAUGUUCCUGUAAUUGUUUGGAAAGAGGGUCAAGAAAGCAUUGAAAUGAUUUUAAAAUAUAGACGUGAAGCUGGAAUUCACGAAAAGAAUCCUUUCAUUUUUGCUCUACCUGGCUUCGAUAAUUGUGCACGACAUCGGCACUUACAAGCUUGUCAGCUGAUUCGUGAGUAUGCAAGUGAGAGUGAUGCUUCGCAUCCAGAAACUUUGAGAGCAACCAAUUUGCGUAAACAUUUUGCGACUACAGUAGCAUCUCUUAAAAUAGCCGAAUCAGAAAUAUAUGAUAUUGCUAAUUUCAUGGGACAUGAUGAACAAAUUCAUCGUCAUCAUUAUCGUCAAACAACUCUCAGUCGCGAUCUUUGUGGAGUAUCUAAAAUACUGGAAGUUGCUGUGGGGAUGAAAAGUAAUCACACUAGUACCAACGCAACUAUUGUUGCUAGCCCAUCUGUAGCGCCAACGAUCUUAUCUUCCAAUAAUUUAUCUUCUGAAAAAGAUACACAAAAUACUUUGAAUAACGAAGAGAUGAUUGACAAUGAUUUGACAACUACUGACGAUAAUCAAAUUUCUUAUGGUAAUGUGCAGCAUGAGGAUUUAGAAUUAGCAAAAGAUUUAGAUAGUUGUGAUUCUGAUUUUGAAAAUGAACCUAAAAAGAAAAAAUCGAAGCAAAAUUUUAAGAAAAAAAAAACUGUUGAUUUUACUGAUAAAAAGAGAGGUAAAUUUACUGAAAAAUAUCGGCAUAACCCACCAACUCCAGGAACUUCGAAUUUAAAAACUACUCGAAAACGUUGGCGUGAUGAUGAGCUACUAUCGGUGAAAUCUGUUUUUGCCAAAAAUAUUGAAACAAUGAAGCUUCCUACUGCUAUUGAAAUAAGGCAAUUUCUGAGUUCACAUCCAAAGAUUGAUCGUACUGAAGCUCAAAUUCGGAGCUGGAUCUGCAACCAAUAUAUGCACGAAAAAAAAAAAUUGAGAUAAAAAAUUCUCAAUACACCGUUUCAAUAUAAUCUUUCACCGGUUUUAUAAUUUUAUUUUCUUUUUUUAUUUUAUUGUCUACUCAAUUUAUCAUUCCUUGAGAUUCAUUGAAUAAAGCAUAUCCAAUUUAAUGAUGAAUAAAGAGUACUAAGUUAAAUUACAACCGAUAACAAAAUAAACUUUUUAUAGAAAUACAAGAUAAUUUUAGAUGGGAACAGAAUGCGGGUAAUUUCCAAAUCUUGCUUCUUAUUUAUUUACAAAUAACCCUAGUAAUACGUGUUCGAGCAAGAUUCUGGAGUAAUUAUUUUUAUCAAAUUGAAUCUUUGGAAUAUAAAUUCUCGAGAACCGAAUUUUCCAUCGUGAAUAAAAGUGUAUAAUAGGUUGUAUUAGAAAAAUUAACUGUUUGUUUUGUAAAAAAUUAUCCUGAAAAUAUUGUUUAGGAUACCAAGAAAAUAACCCUGCUAAAACGGUAGCUCUUAAUUUUAAUAUUAAGGGGUGCUUCAUCACGAUUUUCUAUAUCCCAUUUGAUUAACAUGGGAAAUUUUUUAUUUUAAGUUUUGAAUUUUAUCAUGCAUUAGCAAAUCGCAGUAUCAGAAAAUUUAAUGAACAUUGUUGUUGGAAAUUAAAUGCUCUGCAAAAAAGGUCUCGCACUAAUUUUGGAUAAAUUUAAUUUUUCAAAAAUGAUUCAAGGUCAAAGUUUUAUUCAUAGUAAAAUUUAUAACUAUUCUACUUUUUCGGCGAAACUAUCAGACUUCUCGUAAAAUGUUAUAUGAUUUUCUUUUUAGAAAAUUUUAUUGCUUCCAAAUUAUCUCUGAUAAAGUUUUUUGACAUUCCGUAUUCUUUUCUGGUUAUUUUCAUUUUGAUGUCAAGAUUUUGAAAUCGACCCAAACACCAUUUUUUUCAAGAGCUUUACAUUAAAAUAAAAAUAACUAGAAAACAAUGUAGAUUUUCAAAAUACUUUUCUGGCGACAAUUUGUAAGAAAUAAAAUUGUCUACAAAAAAGGUCCCAUAACAUUUUACGAUAAGUCUGACAGUUUCGCCGAAAAAGUUGAAUAGUGGUAAAAUUUGCUAUGAAUCAAACUUUGGCCUUGAAUAACUUUUAAAAAUUCAAAUUUAUCGAAAAAUAAUAAUAUACCUUUUUUGUAAAGCGUUCAAUUUCCUUGAAAAAAUGUUCUUCAAUUUUACGGAUGCUUUGAUUUUCUAAUGCGUGAUAAAAUUCCACUCAAAAAAAAAAAUCCCAUGUUAAUCAAAUAGGUAAUAGACAAUCGCGAUUAGGCAACCAUUCAUAUUAAUAAUUAAGAGCUGUCAUUUUAACAGGAUCAUUUUUCCGUAAUUUUAAUCAAUAUUUUCAGAGUAUUUUAAAAAAAAAAACUAGUCGAUGUUUUUGAUAGAGUCUAGUGUAUAAUUUCCCACUCCGUAAUUGAUUUUUUUUCUCUUUAGGUUGUUACAUUUAUAACGUUAGUGAUAGAUUUUUUAAGUAUAUAACUUUUUCUGCUGACAUAUAUCCUGCCAUUUCUAACUUAUUUAUCGUUUGAGGAAUGUAAUUUCCAACAAUUGUCAAAAAAAUCGAAGAAAAAAAAAAAUUGAAACUUUUUUUUUGUGUUCUAAAUUUUUUUUUUGACAUUUUUUGGAAAUUUUUUAUUUUUUUUGUCAUUUCUUUGCAUUUUCCGAGUCACCAAUGCAAAAAUUUGAGAAAAGUCCAGAAAAAAUAAUUUUUUCACUUUGAUUAUGAUUACAAAAUUAAAGGAACAAAACUUGCUCCUUUAAUUGUUUAGCAAAACUUUGAUCGAUGAUUCUCAAAAAACGGUUCGAUAGAUCAAUUUCAAAAUUUACAGGGGUCUUGGGGGUACAUUAAGCUAAAAAAGUCCCUGGCAACAUUAUUUUUUUUUCGAUAUUUUUCGAGUAGCGGUUAUUUUACUAAAAAACCAAAAAAAGUCAUUUUUUUGUACUUACUUCUAAUGGAUGUUAAAAAUAAAAAA
Messenger RNA from Microplitis mediator, 6334 nucleotides. RefSeq lists its product as uncharacterized. The record is from RefSeq and is a predicted model, not a curated record. The coding region runs from base 174 to 4358 and encodes 1394 amino acids. The transcript has 11 exons. NCBI's taxonomy places the organism in Eukaryota, Metazoa, Arthropoda, Insecta, Hymenoptera, Braconidae.